Molecule: messenger RNA, 1413 nt
Organism: Anopheles marshallii
Lineage: Eukaryota; Metazoa; Arthropoda; Insecta; Diptera; Culicidae
Product: diuretic hormone receptor-like
Exons: 11
Coding region: 1-1413 (470 amino acids)
Biological process (GO): cell surface receptor signaling pathway; adenylate cyclase-modulating G protein-coupled receptor signaling pathway
Cellular component (GO): plasma membrane
Molecular function (GO): G protein-coupled peptide receptor activity; peptide hormone binding; diuretic hormone receptor activity
Source: RefSeq, a predicted model, not a curated record
AUGAACGAAACAAUGCUGGCGGACGCGCCACUGGUGACCGACGGUUCCGGUGAGCCACCGUACGGGGAGGCAAACCUUACCGGCCUGUCGGUGGAAACCCCUUCGCUGGUGGAUGGGUUGCUGGCGCUUGCGAUGAAUGCGAGCGGUGCCGAACGGUGCCGGUUGCAGCAGCAGGCCGAGGAGCUGCUGCAGGACGUGGCCUGCCCGUCCUUUUUCGAUAUGGUGUCCUGUUGGCCCCGAACGCCACCCGGUACGUUGGCCGUGUUGCCAUGCUUUGCGGAACUCAAGGGCGUGCAGUAUGACAGUUCGCAAAAUGCAACCCGUUUCUGUAACGUCGAUGGUACCUGGGAUAAUUACACCGACUACGAUCGGUGCGAGCACCUGGAACAGCCGGCCCCGCUGCCCAGCUUCGAGCCGGAAAUCGAACUGCCAACGCUGAUCUACUUCGUCGGCUACUCAAUUAGCUUGGCCGCACUCGUGCUGGCGGUCGCGGUGCUGGUGUACUUCAAUAACUACUCUGCCCGCAGGGAUUUGCGCUGCUUGCGGAACACUAUCCACGUCAACCUCUUCCUGACGUACAUCAUGUCGUCGAGCCUUUGGAUACUCAUACUAUCAUUACAGAUCACCGUAAAGCUGGAAGUGGCCGGAUGCAUAUUUCUCGUCACGCUCUUUCACUACUUCAGCACAACCAACUUCUUCUGGAUGCUGGUAGAAGGUCUCUACCUUUACAUGCUGGUGGUGCAAACGUUUUCCGGCGACACAUUGCGCUUUCGAAAGUACGCCAUCAUUGGAUGGGGAGGUCCGUUAAUCUUCGUUGGGGCGUGGGCUAUCGCCAAACCGUUCUUCGGUUCCACCUCGAAUUUGGAACAUCCUAAUAAACUCGAAAUAGAAUGCUCCUGGAUGCGUGAAUCUCACAUCGAUUGGAUCAUCCAGGGCCCGUCCUGUGCAGUGUUGGUUAUCAAUCUCAUCUUCCUGCUGCGCAUCAUGUGGGUGCUGAUCACGAAGCUCCGCUCGGCAAAUACGGUGGAAACGCGCCAAUACCGGAAAGCCUCGAAAGCACUGCUCGUGCUGAUACCGCUGCUAGGCAUCACCUACCUCAUCUUUAUCUACGGCCCAGUCGAAGGUGUCGAGAGCCACAUAUUUGCCAUCACGCGGGCCAUUCUUCUUAGCACCCAGGGUUUCGUCGUAUCGCUGCUGUACUGUUUCCUGAACUCUGAAGUCCGCCAAACCCUGCGGCACCAUUUCUAUCGCUGGCGGGAUGAACGGAAUAUCCUUUCUGGGAAGGUGAACAAUCACCACCGUAGGCCGACAUUCAGCAAGGACAACUCGCCCCGUUCGCGUACGGAAAGUACACGGUUUUCCCAGUUUUCCCGACCAGAAUCGAUGAACUUUCCACCCGUUCCAUUAUCGUAA